Acanthoscelides obtectus is the source of this 763-nucleotide messenger RNA. The record is from the annotation of a GenBank genome assembly. Lineage: Eukaryota; Metazoa; Arthropoda; Insecta; Coleoptera; Chrysomelidae.
GUUUUCAUGUCUUAUCGAGUUCAUCUUAACGGUAAUUCUGAUUAGUGCAGAUGUGCUAAUUUUUGACGGAAACUGAUACUUCUGGUACCACUAGAAUCUUGGUCAUAUUUAGUAAGUAGUAGGGAAAGGAUUUAACUAUGAGGAUAAAAUUGUUUUUGAUGCUACCGGUUUUAUUGUACGUAGUGCAAGCGCAGCUAUUAGAUACGAGUCAGCAUAUACUGUCUAGAAAGAAACGUUGGCUGAUAUGGAGCGACAAGGGUCCAAACUGGGUACAGUUUAUUUUUGGAUUGGGCAUACCAUUGGAGGUAAAAGGACAAGCUAUAACUCUUGGUACUGUGAUGAAAGCAUUCUAUCUGUUGCCGACUAAUACUUCGGUGUAUACCAGACCAAGUAUCGAUAUUGCGAGACGGAAGAGAUCAACUUCCAGGUGGAGAGUGUAUGAAGCUCUAGAAAAUUUCCUAGAAAGAUAUCAUUAUGGCGACGGUAGAGCAUGUAUAUUGAGAUCCAUAUGCGAAGUUUCGCAUGCUCCUUUAGACAGCAACUCCGGAAUCCUAGCAGAGAUUGUUUCAGCAGUACUGACGCCAUCCACGACGAACGACCCUUUUGAACAUCACACGAAUGUUGAAUACUUAGCUGCCGAAAAGCUAGGAAGAAAUAUGGAAAACUGUGAAAGAUUAUUUCCAGAAUGUGGCACAGACUUCCUCCAGCAAUUUUCAAAAUUUGCUAUGUAAUCCGAAGAGGAUAUAUAAACAAAAUAAAAACG